This is a messenger RNA of Acanthochromis polyacanthus (spiny chromis), 4279 nucleotides long. Its product is annotated as protocadherin gamma-A5-like. Gene Ontology annotation, molecular function: calcium ion binding. NCBI's taxonomy places the organism in Eukaryota, Metazoa, Chordata, Actinopteri, Pomacentridae. Gene Ontology annotation, cellular component: plasma membrane. Gene Ontology annotation, biological process: homophilic cell-cell adhesion. Bases 727 to 3240 code for a protein of 837 amino acids. The record is from RefSeq and is a predicted model, not a curated record. The transcript is spliced from 2 exons.
AGAUAGAACUCGUCACUAUCUCCUCUUUUGCAACAUUGCUGAUGUACUUCAACAUGAUGGAUGACGUCUCGAGUGUCCUAAUAGACACUAAUUUUCUCAUCACCAAGAAAUACUUGUUUCAGUAGUUAUUUAAUAACCGUGCUGGUCAUAACAAAUUGAUCCUGUCACUUAUUCAGCCUCUACUGCUUGUCAAACUCCAAGGGUUUUCUCAUGCAUCAGUUCAUCAUACCUCCAUGUUGUUGAUUUGUGUUACCUUGCAUUGCAAUGCAAUUUUUUUUUACAAGUUUCUAGAAGUAAUUAUACAACCGGGGGCGAUUUUUCUUUCCAUUCAAAGGUUAUGGUGAAAUUGUUUUGCAUUGAGGAGCAAUCUAGUGGAAUAUAGUGUUGACACACUUGGAGGUUGUUUUGAUUUCAUCCACUGUUUUCAACCACAGUCUUUCUUAGUGUAAUUCUUUGUUGCACUGUGUUAAUGAUUUUGGACUCUAAGCGACGCUGUUGGUCAAUCCAACGUGUUUUCUCCCACAUUACCACACAGUCCCCUCCCUUAGAACCGUGGCCUCUGAGAGAAAAGGAGAUAGUGUGCAUUAUAUGGGCUGACGAUAGGAGAAAACGGAUAUCUUCUGUCUCAUACAUGCAGUACUUUGAAACGACGUAAUUUGUCUUUGGUUGGUACUUUGGAUGUAUUUUUCAGGAUAGGUAUCGUUACUGGAUCGUUUUUCUUUUGCUAUGGCGUGUGGAAGGAGACAUGACGACGUGUGCGUAAAAUGGCGUUUUGGCUGCGGACAGAAUUGGCGGAUUCUGUUCCUCCUUUUUUCUCUCACUCAUUUGGUUACUGGACAUAUCCGAUAUUCAAUUCCAGAGGAGAUGAAGAAAGGCUCUUUAAUGGGAAAUGUUGCACAGGACCUCGGAUUGGAUUUGAAACGGCUUCGCUCCGGUCGGGCCCGUAUCGUGACCGGAGAGAGCAUCCAGUACACGGAGCUGAAGACAGACAAAGGGAUUUUAGUCGUGAAUGAGAGAAUCGACCGGGAGCAGCUUUGCGGAGAUGUAACACCGUGCAGUUUCAGUUUUGAGGUGAUUUUAGAAAAUCCCAUGGAGCUGCAUCAAAUCACAGUUGAAAUUACAGAUAUAAAUGAUCAUUCGCCCACUUUUAAAAGAAAUAGCAUCAAUUUUGAAAUCAGCGAAAUAGCAAACACCGGGUCUCAUUUUCCACUGACGAGUGCAGAAGACCUUGAUGUGGGUGUUAACGGGCUUAAAGAAUAUUUCCUGACUGAGAAUGACAAUUUUAUUCUGAAACAAAACUCGAAUACAGAUGGCAAGAAAUACGCAGAGAUGGUGCUUCAGAAACCGUUAGACAGAGAGACAAAUCCUCUUCUAUCUCUGAAGCUCAUAGCAGUAGACGGUGGAACUCCGCAGAGAUCUGGUACAGUGAAUAUAGAAAUCACCGUUCUUGAUGCCAAUGAUAAUGCACCUGUAUUCAAUCAGUCUGUGUACAAAGCUACAGUGAUGGAAAACUCUCCCAGAGAUACUUACGUUGCCACUGUUAAUGCUAGUGACGCAGAUUUCGGGUUAAAUAGUAUCGUGACUUAUUAUUUUUCAGAUCUCAACAGUGGUCUCAGUGAUUUGUUUAAGAUUGAUGAGAAAACUGGUGUAAUUUUAAUAAAAGGUUCCAUCGACUAUGAAAAGGACAAAAAAUAUGAACUGAGGAUUCAGGCCAAAGAUCAGGGAGGUUUGACAGAUUCAAGUAAAGUCAUAAUUGAAGUAACUGAUGUCAAUGAUAAUGCUCCUACUAUCAGCAUCAUGUCAUUCACUAGUCCUGUGUCAGAGGAUGCUCCUCCUGGCACAACUAUUGGCAUCAUAAAUGUGAAAGACCUGGAUUCAGGUGAUAACGGACAAGUAAACUGUCGAAUCGAGCAAAAUUCACCUUUCAAGAUUAAAUCUAAUUUAAGGAAUUACUACACUUUGGUAACAGAUACUGUGUUAGACCGUGAAAGUGUCUCAGAAUAUAACAUCACUGUUGUUGCAACAGAUGCAGGGGUUCCUCCUCUCUCAGCAAAACAAACCUUUCAUUUGAAGGUCUCUGAUGUGAAUGAUAAUGCUCCAGCGUUUUCACAAAAUGUUUACAAUACUUUCAUCACAGAGAAUAACUCUCCAGGCGUUUCUGUUCUCAUGCUCAGGGCUAAAGACCCAGAUGAAAACCAGAACGCUCGAAUAUCCUAUAUUCUGGAGGACAGUAAUAUCGGUGGAUCUCCAAUUUCUGAGUAUGUUUCUGUGAAUGCAGAGAGUGGAGUUGUACAUGCAGUGCGCUCUUUUGAUUAUGAACAAAUCAAACAGUUAAUUUUUGUAGUGAAAGCGCAGGAUGGAGGCUCCCCUCCACUCAGCAGCAAUGUGACAGUGAAAAUGAUGAUCCAGGACCAGAAUGACAACCCUCCUCAGGUCCUGUAUCCAGUCCAGACUGGUGGCUCUGUGGUGGCUGAAAUGGUUCCUCGUUCAGCAGAUGUGGGCUAUCUGGUGACCAAAGUGGUGGCUGUUGAUGUGGACUCUGGACAGAAUGCGUGGCUGUCGUAUAAACUGCAGAAGGCCACAGACAGGGCUCUGUUUGAAGUGGGCUCCCAGAACGGAGAGAUCCGAACCAUCCGCCAAGUGAGUGAUAAAGAUGCAGUGAAACAGAGACUGAGUGUUAUAGUGGAGGACAACGGGCAGCCCUCUCGUUCAGCUACAGUCAUUGUGAACGUGGCGGUGGCGGACAGCUUCCCUGAAGUUCUGUCAGAGUUCAGUGACUUUCCACACGACAAGGAGUACAAUGACAACCUGACUUUUUACUUAGUGUUGGCUCUGGCUGUGGUCUCCUUCCUUUUCAUCACGUGUUUGGUGGUUAUUAUCUCAGUGAAAAUCUACAGAUGGAGACAGUCUCGCAUCCUGUAUCAUUCCAACCUGCCUGUCAUUCCAUAUUAUCCUCCACGUUACUCAGACACUUUGGGGACAACAGGGACUCUCCAACACGUGUACAAUUAUGAGGUGUGCAGGACGACAGACUCCAGAAAGAGUGACUGUAAGUUUGGCAGAGCUGGUAGUCAGAACGUAUUGAUAAUGGAUCCCAGUUGUUCAGGGACGAUGCAGCGGAUGCAGAGUGAGAAGAGCAUCCUGGAUGAACCAGACUCUCCUCUAGAGGUUAGUUUUCUUGGGGAUGUACUUAAAUCUGCACUGUUAUUUAUUAAGUUAUUUGGCAACACAGAGUGUUAAGCCAUGUUCAGUGUCUAAAAAUUGUUUAUUAUACUUAAGUUUGGUCACCGUGAUGGAAAUAAUUGUAUACUUUAUUUUUUGGUUGUUGCUGAUUCAGCACCACGGACAGUGCAAACGGUGAAGUUACUCAAAUGCCUGAAAGAGUUCAGUCAGGUUAUGCUCUCUCUCUCUCUCUCGCUCUCUCUCUUUCCCUCUUUGUGUGUCUGUGUGCGUGUGUCUGUGUGUGUGUCUUUCCUUCUCCUUUUUCUCUGUGUGUCUACACGUGUUUUACAAGCACCUCUUUUUUUGCAAGAUUAUUAUUCCUCAAAUUUUAUACUAACAUUUGUGAUAAACUUUGCCUGUGGCCAACACUGUCAAAUGACAAUUACUGAUUCAUGAGAUAGUCGUUUUACACAUUUGCAAAACAUAUAGUGGCAGAAUUGCAUUGUGUGGAUGUAAGUCAUAAUUUAACACAAUGUAAAGUGGAAAUGUACCAAGAAUGUGAUGUCUUAUGAGAUCAAUUUAACGUUUUAGCCACUCUGUAACUCUUCAUAUAUUCAGGUACAUGUGUUUGUGUGUGCAAGUGUACCUGUGUGCUUUGAUGCAUGCUUUUGUCUAGCCACAUUGUUGCUUCUUAUUCUAAUUGAUUUGAUUAGUUCCUCAAUUCGUUUUCUAUUGAGCAAUGAUGGAGGAAAAUAUGUACUUAUUGUUUCUAAAAUGUUUAAACUCAAAACCAUGUCUCUGUAAAUCUUAUAUUUACACACAAACAUAUAUUUCUGAUUGCCACAAUGAGAUUCCAUGCAGUUCAGUCUAUUGAACAGAAAGGGACGCUGUUAGCCAUCGAGUUGCUGAGGAACGUUUUGAUGCAGCACCUCCCUUGCACGUCAGCAUAUUACAUCGGUGCAAAGAGAGUGGCAGUGUGAAUAGUCGGUUUUCCCAUGAACAGCAGAGGACAGGACUGCACGAUGGGAUUCCUUUGUUCCACUAUUUAGGAUAAGUGGCAUCUUUAGGACUUUUUACUUGCAUCUACUGGUCAAAAUCGGAACUUGGGUCGAAGAAG